CCAUUCUCGGUUUGAAACUAAAAAACGCACCUACAUUCUCUCUUUUUUCGUUUGAAUUCUGAGAAAAAAGAUCCCCAAUGGUUUAUUAAAGAAUGAAACACCCAAACUCAAUGACCAAAGACUAUGAAUACAAGGUCUAUGAUUGUGUGGACGGUCAACAACCGGCAUUCUUGGCCCACUCACAAAGCCAUGCACCCAUCAUUGUCAUGGCACGCCAUGAAGGAUUCCAAUGGAACGACGAGCUCUUUGUCAAUCCGUUUAGGCGAGGUGCCGGCGGGUGCAUAAGUCAUAAAAGUGCAGAUAGGCUCGAGCGUGAGAGUCGAGUCUCGGGCAGCACAGCACUUACGAGCAGUAGUAACAACACUACAGAUCAAAGGCAACAGCAGCAGCAGCAGCACGAGGAGGAUUCUGUAGUUCAGAUACAGUUGUCAGAAGCAGAUCGAGACAUUUGGCCUUGAUUCUCCUAGAUGCAUCUUUUGUACAUAAAAUCUUUCUAUCUGUAUUGUAUUCUGGAAGCGAUCAUCAAGUUACUUUGUGUUUUGUCUCCUGUGCCGCGAUCGCCGAAAAGAAAAAAAUCCCAUCCACCCCCUUCCCCUUGUGUCGAUGUACUUUGUUCAGGAGCCUUCAUUUCAAAUAUACACGUCGGGUCACAGAAGACACAGUGGAGAGAUAUUUACUGAAUUGAUAUUUACCGAAACAAAGCAAAAAUAAAGAGGAAAACUCACCGAAAGAUCACUUGAUAGAGC
Messenger RNA from Zychaea mexicana, 746 nucleotides. RefSeq lists its product as uncharacterized. The transcript has a single exon. The record is from RefSeq and is a predicted model, not a curated record. Bases 93 to 458 code for a protein of 121 amino acids. Lineage: Eukaryota; Fungi; Mucoromycota; Mucoromycetes; Mucorales; Lichtheimiaceae.